Messenger RNA from Coregonus sp. 'balchen', 12008 nucleotides. The record is from the annotation of a GenBank genome assembly. NCBI's taxonomy places the organism in Eukaryota, Metazoa, Chordata, Actinopteri, Salmoniformes, Salmonidae.
CUCCUGUGACAGAGUGGGCCCAUGCCAUGUUGAGGAGACAGAGAACUGACUCUUUUCUAACUGUUUUGCUGUGGCUUCUCUUCUUCAUCGCCAUGACAAUGAAACAGGCUGAUGGAGAAUCCAUUUGCAGUCAAGAAAUUCCCAAAAUCGUGCAAAAAUGUAUUGAGGAAGUUCACAAGAUGGUAUCAAGAUGUUUUCCAUUUUUUUUCCAUUUUCUUUCAUAUUACCUCAUGAAAUAUACACUGUGUACUAAACAUUAGGAACACCUUAUUGAGUUGCACCCCCUUUUGCCCUCAGAACAGCCUCAAUUCGUCGGGGCAUGGACUCUUACUUACUUACUUUAUUGUCCCCAUGGGGAAAUUUUGUUGCAGUGUCAUGUACACAUUUAAAGUGGCGUUAAAUACAAAACAAGAUUGACAAUACAACUUUCAAUAACAGUCACGCACCAAUAAAAGUAAGAAAUAAGAAAUAAAACAUUUAAAACAUUUAAAACAAAGACUAGCCUGCUGGCCUUACGGGGUCAAUGGGAACAUUUGCCCGAGCUAUUUAAGAGGGAUAUCACACCUGGCACAAAUUAUUGUCUCGUUCUAUUUUUCCUGCUGAGGGGUGCCCUAUACCUACGCCCAGAGGGGAGUAAUUCAAAGUCCAGGUACAGGGGGUGACUUGGGUCUAAAAUGAUUUUGUGAGCCUUACGGAGGGCCCUGACCUUAAAGAUCUCAUCCAGGCCUGUCUGUUUGACUCCAAGUACCUUACUUGCUGUGGUAAUAAUCCUUCUCAGCAUGUUUCUCUGACUGACAGUGGCAUUGCCAAACCAACAAACAAUACAAAAAGUUAAAAUACUCUCAAUAAAGGAUUUGUAAAACAGAGUCUAUAUAGUACAGUCUAUAUUAAAAGAACCCAACUUUUUUAGAAAGUACAGUCUCUGUUGGCUCUUUUUGUAGAUCUGGUCUGUACAUUUACUCCACUGAAGCUUACUGUCCAAAAAGACACCCAGAUAUUUAUAUUCCUCUACAAUUUCUAUAUUCUGGCCUCUGAUAGAUGUUGCAGAGGUAGGUGUUGUACGCUUCCUGAAGUCUAUGCACAUCUCUUUGGUCUUGUUAGUAUUGAGGACCAAGUGUGAUUCCUCACACCACUCUACAAAGUCAUCUAGGACCGGGCCAUGAUGUUCCUCGUCAUCAUGCAACAGGCUGAUCAAGGCAGUGUCAUCAGCGAACUUAACGAGGUGUCUGUCAGUAUGGGAACUAGUACAACUAUUAGUGUACAAGAUGUACAGAAGUGGGGACAAAACACAUCCCUGAGGAGAGCCUGUGUUGGUAUUGCGUAUAUCCGACACAUGGGGACCUAUUUUGACUCGCUGUGAGCGUUGGCUCAGGAAGUCCAACAGCCACAAAACCAGCCCCCCAUCUAAGGAAAAAAAAAACAGCCCCCCAUCUACAAGGUGUCGAAAGCGUUUCACAGGGAUGCUGGCCCAUGUUGACUCCAAUGCUUCCCACAGUUGUGCCAAGUUGGCUGGAUGUCCUUUGGGUGGUGGCCCAUUCUUGAUACACAUGGGAAACUGUUGAGCAUGAAAAACUAAGUUUUGACACACUCAAACCGGUGCGCCUGACAUCUACUACCAUGAUUGAAGCGGAUUUAACAAGUGACAUCAAUAACGGAUCAUAGCUUUCACCUGGAUUCACAUGGUCAGUCUAUGUCAUGGAAAGAACAGGUGUUCCUAAUGUUAUGUACACUCAGUGUAUGAUGUAAUACAAUCAACAUCCAUCUGUUUCAGCACACAGUUUCAAUACUUUUUGACUGUUUGUUUUUAUGUUUACAUUAUCUGUGUUGUAGACUAUAUUAUUUUCUCUCUUACCAGGAAUCAUUUGAUUGCAGACUUUACACCCCAACUUUAGCUGAUUAUCAGGUAUGUGGUUUCUUUUUGUUUUAUUUCUGCAAACCUAAUAAAGUCGCUAGUGAAAGUCUACAUACCCCUUGCACAGUCUUCACAUUAUACUGCCUUAAAAUUAAAUCUAAAAAUGUAUUUUUCCUACCGAUCUAAACAACCUACUAUAUAUUUACAGGAAAUGUUCCAAAUUAAUAUGAAAUUAAUGAAAAUGUAUUGAUUGCAUAUGUCUUCAUAUCCCAGAGUUAAUAAUUGGUGGAACACCUUUGUCAGCCAUUACGGCUGUGAAUAAUUUUGAAUAAGAUUCUACCAACCUUGCACAACUCUUAGGGCAACAUAUAUCCAUUGUUUUUGUCAGAAUUACUCAAGCAAAUUUGGUUGGGAAUUGUUGAUGGACAGCAGUUUUCAAACCUUUUCACAAAUUUUCAUGAAUAUUUAAGUCAGGACUGAGACUAAACCAUUCAGAAACAAUCAACACCUACUGGAAAGUCAUUCUGGUGUAUCUUUGGCAUACAAAUGUGUGUAAUUGUGUAAUACUCCCCAGUCCCUGCUGGGAUGCUGCCACCAAAAUACUUGAAAAUACAGAGGAUCAACAAUAUUGCAGUCACUUAACAUUACUGGCCUGUAUGACAAAGUGAAAAGAAGGAAGCCUGUGUUAAAAAAAUACACUCCAAAUCAUCCAUUCUGUUUGCAACAAGGCCGUAAGGUAAUACUGCAAGACAACACAGAAAAUAACUUUGGCCUGAGUUAAAAACUACAGGUUUGGGUCAAAUCCAAUACAACACAACAAAUUGUGAAACCUUAGUAUUGUAAAGUAUUGUGGUGGCAGCAUCAUGUUAUUGGCAGGGAGAGUAUGUCAGGAUCAAAAUAAAUAUGAAAGGAGCAAAGCCCAGGUAAAAAGUUACGGGAAAACCCGCCUCAGACUUCUGAAUACCUAACCCUGGGAUAGUUUUAUUUUUCAGUGGGACAAUUACACACCUUCUAAUGCCAAAGACACACCAGAAGGGCUUUCCAAGAGGUGUUGAGUGUUCCUGAGUGGUCCAGUCUCAGUCCUGACUUAAAUUUGCUUGAAAAAGGUUUGAAUAUUAAGAGUCCAUCAAUGAUUCCCAACCAAAUUUAGUGAGCUUGAGCAAUUUUGUAUUAAAAGAAAAAGCCAUACCUCAGACUGGCCAAUAAAAAUAAAAGAUUAAGAUGUGCAGUCUGAGAUAUGGCUUUUUCUUUGCAACUCUGCCUAGAAGGUCAGCAUCCCGGAGUCGCCUCUUCACUGUUGACGUUGAGACUGGUGUUUUGCGGGUACUAUUUAAUGAAGCUGCCAGUUGAGGACCUGUGAGGCACCUGUUUCUCGAACUAGACACUCUAAUGUAUUUGUCCUCUUGCUCAGUUGUGCACCGGGGCCUCCCACUCCUCUUUCUAUUCUGGUUAGAGACAGUUUGCGUUGUUCUGUGAAGGGAAUACUACACAGCGUUGUACGAGAUCUUCAGUUUCUUGGCAAUUUCUCGCACAGAAUAGCCUUCAUUUCUCAGAACAAGAAUAGACUGACGAGUUUCAGAAGAAAGUUAUUUGUUUCUGUAUGAAAAUAAAAUAAAAUAAAAAAAUAAAAUGUAUGCACUCACUAACUGUAAGUCGCUCUGGAUAAGAGCGUCUGCUAAAUUACUAAAAUGUAAAAUGUUUCUGGACAUUUUGAGCCUGUAAUUGAACCCACAAUUGCUGAUGCUACAGAUACUAAACUAGUCUCAAGAAGGCCGGUUUUAUUGCUUCUUUAAUCAGCACAACAGUUUUCAUCUGCGCCAACAUAAUUGCAAAAGGGUUUUCUAAUGAUCAAUUAGCCUUUUAAAAUGAUAAACUUGGAUUAGCAAACACAACGUGCCAUUGGAACACAGGACUGAUGGUUGCUGAUAAUGGGCCUCUGUACGCCUAUGUAGAUAUUCCAUUAAAAAUCAGCCGUUUCCAGCUACAAUAGCCAUUUACAACAUGAACAAUGUCUACACUGUAUUUCUGAUCAAUUUGAUGUUAUUUUAAUGGACAACAUUUUUUAUUUUAUUUCGAAAACAAUAACAUUUAAGUGACCCCAAACUUUUGAACGGUAGUGUAUAAUAAAUGACACUAAUUGCGCUGAAGGUUAGACAGUUAGACACAAUAUUGAAUUAUAAUUGUUGGAAUUUAUCAUCCUAGUUUAGUUAACUGAUCUGUUUUGAGGCUUCCAUGCUCAGACCUGAUUAUUUAUUAUUUUCAUUUACAGUGCAUUCGGAAAGUAUCCAGACAUCUUCCCUUUUUCCACAUUUUGUUACGUUACUGCCUUAUUCUAAAAUUUAUUAAAUUAAAUGUUUUCCUCAUCAAUCUACACACAAUACCCCAUAAUGACAAAGUGAAAACAGGUUUUUAUAAAUUUUUGCAAAUUUAUAAAACAGAAAUACCUUUUUUACAUAAGUAUUCAGACCUUUUGCUAUGAGAAUUGAAAUUGAGCUCAGGUGCAUCCUGUUUCCAUUGAUCAUCCUUGAGAUGUUUAUACAACUUGAUUGGAGUCCAUCUGUGGUAAAUUCAAAUGAUUGGACAUGAUUUGGAAAGGCACACACCUGUCUAUAUAAGGUCCCACAGUUGACAGUGCAUGUCAGAGCUAAAACCAAGCCAUGAGGUUGAAGGAAUUGUCCAUAGAGCUCCAAGAAAGGAUUGUUGUGUCAAGGCACAGAUCUGGGGAAGGGUAACAAAAAAUGUCUGCAGCAUUGAAGGUCCCCAAGAACACAGUGGCCUCCAUCAUUCUUAAAUGAAAUAAGUUUGGAACCACCAAGACUCUUCUUAGAGCUGGCCGCCCAGCCAAACUGAGCAAUGGAGUUUGCCAAAAGGCACCUAAAGGACUCUCAGACCAUGAGAAACAAGAUUCUCUGGUCUGAUGAAACCAAGAUUGAACUCUUUAGCCUGAAUGCCAAACGUCACGUCUGGAGGAAACCUGGCACCAUCCCUACGGUGACGCUUGGGGGUGGCAGCAUCAUGCUGUGAGGAUGUUUUUCAGCAACAGGGACUGGGAGACUAGUCAGGAUCGAGGGAAAGAUGAACGGAGCAAAGUACAGAGAGAUCCUUGAUGAAAACCUGCUCCAGAGCGCUCAGGACCUGGGACGAAGGUUCACCUUCCUACAGGACAACGACCCUAAGCACACAGCCAAGACAACGCAGGAGAGGCUUCGGGACAAGUCUCUGAAUGUCCUUGAGUGGCCCAGCCAGAGCCCGGACUUGAUCUAACAUCUCUGGAGAGACCAGAAAAAAGCUGUGCAGCGACGCUCCCCAUCCAACAUGACAGAGCUUGAGAGGACCUGCAGAGAAGAAUGGGAGAAACUACCCAAAUACAGGUGGGCUAAGCUUGUAGCGUCAUACCCAAGAAGACUCGAGGCUGUAAUCACUGCCAAAGGUGCUUCAACAAAGUACUGAGUAAAGGGUCUGAAUAUUUAUGUAAAUGAGAUAUUUCAGUUUAUUUUAUUUGAUAAAUGUGCAAAAAUGUCUUAAAACCUGUUUUUGCUUUGUCAUUAUGGGGUAUUGUGUGUAGAUUGAUGAGGGGGGAAAAACUAUUUAAUCCAAUUUAGAAUAAGGCUGUAACUGUCACGCUCUGGCUCCGGGACUGUGUAUUUGAGCCAGGGUGUGUUUAUUUGGUUGUUUGGUUUUGGUUGUGUUAUGUUCUAGGUUGUCUAUGUCUGCUUGUAUUGAGUGACUCCCAAUCGGAGGUAACGAGUGUCAGCUGUCGGCUCAUUAUCUCUGAUUGGGAGCCAUAUUUAAACUGUGUGUUUUCAUCUUGUGGUUGUGGGUUUUUGUUCCAUGUUCAGUCAUUGUCACUGUGGACUUCACUAUCGUCAUUUGUUUUGUUGUUGUCGUGGUUGCUUUAAUUAAAUAAAGUCAACAUGUUCGCUAAACACGCUGCGCCUUGGUCCGCUUCCUUAGACGAUCGUGACAGAAAAACCCACCGUACCAGGACCAAGCAGCGUGUCCAGGAGCCAAGGGUCUGGACAUGGGAGGUGAUUUUGGAUGGUAAAGGGUCUUGGACUUGGGAGGAGAUCCUGGAUGAGAUGGAUCGCUGGCCAUGGAGUAAAACAGUGGAGAGGCGACUGAGAGAGGAGCAACGGCGUCAGCAGGGCCAUCGUCGGAAGGACGAGAGGCAACCCCAAAAGGUUUUUUGGGGGGGGCACAUGGCUUGGGCGGCUGGGCAGCAGGAGGCUGCCACAGGGAGACGUGGAGAGAAGGCUACCGGAUUACGGGAGCCAUUGGCGAGUAGAGGGAGGGAAGUAGUUGAGGCACGGCGUAAGAGACUGAGGUGUGUUACCAGUCCGGUCCGGCCCGUUCCUGAUCCCCGGUUAAGGCCAGUGGUGUGUGUUCCCAGUACGGACCGGCCUGUUCCUACUCCACGCAUCAAGCCCACGGUGUGCGUCGCCAGCCCAGCCCGGCCUGUUCCUGCUCCACGUACGAAGCCUACGGUGUGCGUCGCCAGCCCAGCCCGGCCUGUUCCUGUUCCACGCACCAAGCCUACGGGGUGCGUCGCCAGCCCAGCCCGGCCUGUUCCUGCUCCACGUACGAAGCCUACGGUGUGCGUCGCCAGCCCAGCCCGGCCUGUUCCUGCUCCACGCACCAAGCCUACGGGGUGCGUCGCCAGCCCAGCCCGGCCUGUUCCUGCUCCACGUACGAAGCCUACGGUGUGCGUCGUCAGCCCAGGCCGGCCUGUUCCUGCUCCACGUACUAAACCUACGGUGUGCGUCGCCAGCCCAGCCCGGCCUGUCCCUGCCACUCGCACCAAACCUACGGUGCGCGUCGCCAGCCCGGCCCGGCCUGUUCCUGCCACUCGCACCAAACCUACGGUGCGCGUCGCCAGCCCGGCCCGGCCUGUUCCCGCCACUCGCACCAAACCUACGGUGCGCGUCGCCAGCCCGGCCCGGCCUGUUCCCGCCACUCGCACCAAACCUACGGUGCGCGUCGCCAGCCCGGCCCGGCCUGUUCCUGCCACUCGCACCAAGCCAAGGGUGCGAGUCGUCAGCCUGGUCCAGCCCGUUCCUGCUACUCGCACCAAGCCAAGGGUGCGAGUCGUCAGCCUGGUCCAGCCCGUUCCUGCUACUCGCACCAAGCCAGGGGUACGAGUCGUCGGCCUGGUCCAGCCCGUUCCUGCUACUCGCACCAAGCCAAGGGUGCGAGUCGUCAGCCUGGUUCAGCCCGUUCCUGCUACUCGCACCAAGCCAAGGGUGCGAGCCGUCAGCCUGAUCCAGCCCAUUCCGGCUACUCGCACCAAGCCAGGGAUGCGAGUCGUCAGCCUGGUGAGGCCCGUUCCGGCUCCACGCAUCAAGCCUAGGGUGCGUAUCGUCAGCCAGGUCCGGUCCGUUCCGGCCUCACGCGCCAAGCCAGGGGUGCGCGUCGUCGGAGGUCCUGAUCCAGCAAGCUGGGUCAGAUCGGACCGGGGGCACUACGGGGGGAGUGAAGUGGGGUGGUGGUCAAGCCCGGAGCCGGAGCCGCCUCCGAGGAGCAACACCCACCCAGCCCUCCCCUAUUUUGGGGUGUAGGCGCGGUCGGAGUCCGCGCCUUUAGGGGGGGGUACUGUCACGCUCUGGCUCCGGUACUGUGUAUUUGAGCCAGGGUGUGUUUAUUUGGUUGUUUGGUUUUGGUUGUGUUAUGUUCUAGGUUGUCUAUGUCUAUGCUUGUAUUGAGUGACUCCCAAUCGGAGGUAACGAGUGUCAGCUGUCGGCUCGUUAUCUCUGAUUGGGAGCCAUAUUUAAACUGUGUGUUUUCAUCUUGUGGUUGUGGGUUUUUGUUCCAUGUUCAGUCAUUGUCACUGUGGACUUCACUAUCGUCAUUUGUUUUGUUGUUGUCGUGGUUGCUUUAAUUAAAUAAAGUCAACAUGUUCGCUAAACACGCUGCGCCUUGGUCCGCUUCCUUAGACGAUCGUGACAGUAACGUAACAAAAUGUGGAAAAAGUGAAGGGGUCUGAAUACUUUCCGAAUGCAUUGUAUAUAAUGGGCUUAUAACUCAAAGCAUUUUACAUUACAUGAAGGUAACUCUCUUCUCUCACCACCAAAGAAAGAUACAUAUUUGGAUCUGUUAAAUCUGGUCUGGAGUCUCUCAUCGCUACAAAACCCUCUUGACCCCCACCGUGUUGUAUGACUUUCUUCCAGAUGUUUUACAUCCAUUGUUUGAGUUUCAUAUUAUCCCCUCCUCUCUUCAGCAGAAAUGCCCCAUGUCCACACUCAAAUGCUUUGAAGCAGAAGUGUAUGUCCUGGUGUUAGAGUCUGGGAGUAAGUUCUUACGCAAGACACAACUAACCAAACGACUGAAUGGCUUGAGAUCCUUGAUAAAACAGGUAAGCCAAUCAGUGUGAGGGAGACACAGGCCAGCUGCAUUUGAGGUGCAUUGGGAUGUUUUUGAUUCUACCUUGUCCUUUGGCUGUCUGAGUAUAGUUUAAUUCCAGCUAUAGAGCAUAUAGUUGUCUAGGUGAAAAUGAUGGCGAAUAGUCGGAAUAGCUGAUUUGGACUCCCAUGUUACUGUUUGCUUAUACUAUUGUUAUUCUCAGACAGUUCUCACACAUUUAUUUAACAUUUUCUAUCUGUGUUUAUAAGAGAAACGUAAGCCUCAUGUCACCAUUGACUAAUAGCGUGUUUAUUUUAAGAUACAAACCAUCUCAAUGGAAUAGUUUAAAAAUUCCAGCGCUACUAAGGCUGCGGUUACACAGGCAGCCCAAUUCUGAUCUUUUGCCCAUUAUUGGCAAAAGAGCUGGUCUGAUUGUUCAAAAGACCAAUUAGCACUGGGAUUCAAACUGGCAACCCUCUGGUUGCUGGCCCCCUUCUCUAAUAUAUACAGUGUAUUCAGAAAGUAUUCAGACCCCUUCCCUUUUUCCGCAUUCUUUUUACGUUACAGCCUUAUUCUAAAAUGGAUUAAAUAAAUAAAAAUCAUCAUCAAUCUACACACAAUACCCCAUAAUGACAUAGUGAAAACAGGUUUGUAGAAUUUUUGCAAAUGUAUUAAAAAUAAAAACAGAAGUAUUCCGACCCUUUGCUAUGUGACUCAAAAUUGAGCUCAGGUGCAUCCUGUUUCCAUUGAAUAUCCUUGAGAUGUUUCUACAACUUGAUUGGAGUCCAUCUGGGGUAAAUUCAAUUGAUUGGACAUGAUUUGGAAAGGCACACGCCUGUCUAUAUAAGCUCACAUAGUUGACAGUGCAUGUCAGAGCAAAAACCAAGCCAUGAGGUUGAAGGAAUUGUCCGUAGAGCUCUGAGACAGGAUUGUGUCGAGGCACAGAUCUGGGGAAGCGUACCAAAAAAUGUCUGCAGCAUUGAACAUCCCCAAGAACACAGUGGCCUCCAUCAUUCUUAAAUGGAAGAAGUUUACAACCACCAAGACUCUUCCUAGAGCUGGCCGCUCAGUCAAACUGAGCAAUCGGAGGAGAAAGGCCUUGGUCAGGGAGGUGACCAAGAACCCAAUGGUCACUCUGACAGAGCUCCAGAGUUCCUCUGUGGAGAUGGGAGAACCUUCCAGAAGGACAGUCAUCUCUGCAGCACUCUACCAAUCAGGCCUUUAUGGUAGAGUGGCCAGACGAAAGCCACUCCUCAGUAAAAGGCACAUGACAGUCCGCUUGGAGUUUGCCAAAAGGCAUCUAAAGGACUCUCAGACCAUGAGAAACAAGAUUCUCUGGUCUGAUGAAACCAAGAUUGAACUCUUUGGCCUAAAUGCCAAGCGUCACGUCUGGAGGAAACCUGGCACCAUCCCUACGGUAAAGCAUGGUGGUGGCAGCAUUAUGCUGUGGCAAUGUUUUUCAGCAGCAGGGACUAGGAGACUGAUGGAAAGAUGAACGGAGCAAAGUACAGAGAGAUCCUUGUUGAAAACCUGCUCCAGAGCCCUCAGGACCUCAGACUGGGUCGAAGGUUCACCUUCCAACAGGAUAGCAACAAUAAGCACACAGCCAAGACAACGAAGGAGAGGCUUCGGGACAAGUCUCUGAAUGUCCUUGAGUGGCCCAGCCAGAGCCCGGACUUGAACCCGAUCGAACAUCUCUGGUGAGACCUGAAAAUAGGUGUGCAGCGACGCUCCCCAUCCAAUCUGACAGAGCUUGAGAGGAUCUGCAGAGAAGAAUGGGAGAAAGUCCCCAAAUACAGGUGUGCCAAGCUUGUAGCAUCAUUAAAAAAAAAUUUCUUAUCUUUAUUUAACUAGGCAAGUCAGUUAAGAACAAAUUCUUAUUUACAAUGACGGCCUACACCGGCCAAACCCGGACGACGCUGGGCCAAUUGUGCACCGCUUUAUGGGACUCCCAAUCACGGCCGGUUGUGAUACAGCCUGGAAUCGAACCAGGUGGUUUGUAGUGACGCCUCAAGCACUGAGAUGCAGUGCCUUAGACCGCUGCGCUACUCGGGAGUCAUACCCAAGAAGACUUGAGGCUGUAAUCGCUGCCAAAGGUGCUUCAACAAAGUACUGAGUAAAAGGUCUGAAUACUUAUGUAAAUGAGAUAUUUCAGUUUUUUAUAUUUCAUAAAUUUGCAAAAAUGUCUUAAAACCUGUUUUUGCUUUGUCAUUAUGGAGUAUUGUGUGUAGAUUGAUGAGGGGGAAAAAACAAUUGAAUCCAUUUUAGAAUAAGGCUGUAACGUAACAAAAUGUUGAAAAAGUCAAGGGGUCUGAAUACUUUCCGAAUGCACUGUAUACUAAUCAACUGAAAUUCCAAACUUUGAAAAAGCAUAUAUCCUUCCCCGUUUUAUCUACAGUCAUUCGAUUUUCAAUGAGAUUUUCCGCAAAUUAGACUUUUUGUCCCCCACGAUUGAUUUUUUAAAUAAAAUGCUGCUACUCUUCCUUCCUAUAUGAUUUGAUGACACUACAUAACCACCUGUUCUUUUGUCACAAAACUUUGUGCAAUGAUAGAAGGUCACUCCAAGGUCACUCCGAUUGACAACAUGGUGGCUUAAACGUGGCUAUGGCGUGCUUGGCCCCCGGAAUUGCUGCUUGUAGCUAUAUUUUUUGAUAACUGAUAUUCAGAUAUAGACCAAACAAGUAAAGCAUAACACAACUUCGCAAGUGCUUUGACGACCUAUCUGCCUGUUCACUUAUUUUCAUUGUUGACUCAAGUAUGAAAUUGGAAACCUUGGUUAAUGGUUAAAAAGACUGACAGAAAAUGUAAUGGCUGGCGUUAGGCAAAUUAACAUAAAUGUGCCUGCAUUAGAUAUUCUCAACAUAGUUUUUUUUUGCGAGUAAUUUAAGGUGAGUACUCAAACAGUGAAAUAAUUUUAAAUGCCCUUACAUGCCUACUGUAGAGACCAUUUGCAAAGUGUAAAUGAUAGACACUGGUGGAGCGAUGUGAAUAUUUAACUGUCAAUUCAUUGACAUCGACCAUUAUGUUACUAUCAGUAUAGUCUAGCGAGACUACUAUCAGUAUAACUGUCCCUCGUCAGCCCAUACAAAUAAAUCCUGUUUUAUAUCAAUGCAUCUUCCUAUCAAGUAGUGGAGUCCGCUCUCUGACAUCCCGUCCAUUGUAAGCUAUCAAGUUUAGAUUUCCAGCGAAGGAAAAAAAGACUUGAUUGUUUAAAAAAAUAAAAUUCCCCCCAUGAAUUCAUGCAACUUAAAUUUGAAUAAUUGUCACUAAUUGGCCCAAGGGGGGUCGCUGCAUCAUUCGUGGGGGACGACUGUUGUUUACUGUUGCCUUGUUGACCUUGGAAAGAGAAAGACAACUAAAGGAAUGUGAAAAUAGAUACCACCAUACAAAGGAUGAUACACUAUAAGGAAUCAGUUACAUUGGUUAGAACAUGUCACAUUUGCAGAUAUCGCGCUGUAUAUGUAAAUGUCUGUUCAUUUACAUUAUUAUAAUAUUAAAAUAAUGAUCUCACUGGCUCUUUCUCUUUCUGUGUGUUGUAACUAGUACUUAAAAUAUUAUCAUUAUUACAUUAUUAUAAUAUUUAAAUAAUGAUCUCUCUGUCUCUCUUGCUUUCUCUCAUUUGCUGUAUCAUAGAGCCUCUAUUUUUUGACUAUGUUAUGCCUAUGUUGUGAGUGUUUUCCUCUCUGUAUUGCAGAAGGACGGUGCCAACUGUCCACACUGUGAGGUCCACAGAGAGCAGGCAGCAAUCGAUUUCUUAACAACAUUUCUAGAAAUUCUGGAGAAUAUCAACAAUCAGGGGUGUCGGGAGCCAGCCAGCCAC